Messenger RNA from Zygotorulaspora mrakii, 1662 nucleotides. RefSeq lists its product as uncharacterized. NCBI's taxonomy places the organism in Eukaryota, Fungi, Ascomycota, Saccharomycetes, Saccharomycetales, Saccharomycetaceae. Gene Ontology annotation, cellular component: membrane. Bases 1 to 1662 code for a protein of 553 amino acids. The record is from RefSeq and is a predicted model, not a curated record. Gene Ontology annotation, molecular function: transmembrane transporter activity. Gene Ontology annotation, biological process: transmembrane transport. The transcript has a single exon.
AUGGUCACUUUUCCGUACAAUAAAAAGGGGACGAAGAAAGAGAAUGUCUUAGUCACUGAGGAUACUCAGUCGACUGCUAGUUUGACGUCGCCAAGUGACUCGGAAUCCCUUGGUUUUGGAAGCGUAAGCUCUGUACAUAUUUUCAACGACAGUAAAGUCGCUGAUUACUAUUUCAAGAUAUAUGAUGACUGCAAGUAUGAAUGUCGCAAGUAUUUUGAUCCAAAAUUUCAAUGGACUGCUAGUGAAGAGAGAAAGGUUGUUAGAAAAGUUGAUCUUAGGGUGGCGUUCUGGGCAAUGUGGAUGUUCGCUGCUCUAAAUAUUGAUAGAAAUAACUUGUCUCAAGCUCUUUCCGACAAUUUUUUGGACGAUGUUGGAUUGACAACUGCCGAUUAUAACUUGGGUAAUACUGUCAAUCUAGUUUGCUUCAUUCUGGCCGAGAUGCCUGCGCAGCUUAUCUCUAAAAAAAUUGGUCCAGAUCGAUGGGUCCCUUUUGAAAUGAUUGCCUGGUCAAUUGUGGCCAUGUCGCAGGCCGCAAUCAAAAAUCGUAGUGGCUUUUUGGCAACGAGAGCCUUGUUGGGAAUGUUGGAGGGCGGAUUCAUAGCAGAUACCGUUCUGUGGCUUUCUUAUUUCUACACAGGUAGUGAACUUACCAUCCGCCUUGGCUACUUUUACGUGUCAGGACAGAUAACCACAAUUGUGAUGUCCCUCGUCGCUUAUGGUUUGUUGCAAAUAAGAGCUGCUGGUAUGGGAGGGUGGCAGUGGUUGUUUGUAGUUGAGGGGCUUUUUACGUUUAUCAUUGGUGUUAUGUCCUAUUUUUUAAUGUCUCCUUCUGUUUCUCAAACCAAAGCGUGGUUUAGACCAAAAGGAUCCUAUACUGAGAGGGAGGUAAAGAUUGUGGUCAACAAACUACUAAGAGAUGAUCCUGCGAAGGGAGAGAUGAAUAACAGGCAAGCGGUUUCUUUUAAAAAAUUGUUGACUAGUCUUGCAGAUUAUAAUCUUUGGCCGAUGUAUUUACUGAGUUAUCUGGCUUGUAUGGGACUUACGUCUACAAGUUCCUAUCUAACCUUGAUUUUGAGAAAGUUAGGAUUUAGCACAGUAAACACAAUCCUGCUCACAAUACCCAAAACUGCUGGAGCUGCUCUCACACUCUUACUGAUGAAUUACUUGGCGUCUGCCACCAAUCAAACACUUUUGGUAGCCAUGUUGGAGCCCAUCUGGGUUAUCCCAUGCGCUAUUGCUCUGCGAUGGUGGCCUGGAUUGAAUGUAAAUGUAUGGGCCACUUUUGCACUUCUGAAUGUUGCACUUUCCUAUCCAGCUUGUUAUGCCAGUUUGCUAGCUCUGGUGUCCAAAAAUUCUAAUUCCGUUAGAAACAGAACAAUUUCUCAAACAAUUAUGAAUAUCAUGGCACAGUUGUCAGCUAUCACAUGUUCAAACUUAUAUCAGCCACACGAUGCACCACUGUAUCAUAAAGGUAAUGAAAUCCUAUUAGGCUUAAAUGUAGCCACUUUUGUCGCAUUGGGAGCUACAAGAUACUACUAUUCUCACCAAAAUCAGCGAAGAGAAAAAAUAUGGAAUUCAAUGGAUUCCGAACAACAAGAACUUUACCUUCAAAAUAGUGAGCAACUUGGGACUAAAAGGUUGGAUUUCAGGUUUUCUCUCUGA